AUGUCUAAAGCCAACAAGAGUUCUGUGGCGCAGUUCCUUCUGCUGGGGUUCCAUGAAGUGGAAGACUUCCAGAUUCCAUUUUUCUUGCUUCUCAUGGUGGCAUAUGUUACAACCAUGGCUGGAAAUGGUUUGAUCAUUGUAUUGGUAUCAAUGAGGAACCAGUUAUAUUCCCCCAUGUACUACUUCCUGGGUCACCUUUCUGCUUGUGAUAUUCUAAUAAGCACAAAUGUCACUCCUAAAACAUUACAGGUUGUCCUAGCAGGUCGGUGUCUCAUAUGUGCCAUGUGCUGUGCCACUCAGUUAUUUUUUUUUGGUGCUUUUGCAUUUACAGAAUGUAUUCUCCUUACUGUGAUGUCCUAUGACCGAUAUUUGGCUAUUUGCGACCCACUGCACUAUGCCUCCAUCAUGAACAACAGGCUUCCUCAUUAUUUGACGGCUUUGUCUUGGAUGAUUGGUUUUAUUAUUGCUCUGAUUAAUAAUUUUAUUUUAAUGGAGAUUAACUUUUGUGGUCCAAAUAUCAUCGAUCAUUACUUUUGUGAUGUACCUCCUCUCUUGGAACUCUCAUGUUCAGACACAUCACUUAUGGAAAAUGCAAUCUCUUCAAUUACCAUAAUUGGUCUUCUCCAGCUAUGUUUUGUCAUAGUAACAUACAUCUGCAUCUUCAUAUCUAUUAUCCGGAUAUCUUCCUCUACUGGUAGGCAGAAGGCAUUUUCAACUUGCAGCUCCCACUUGACUGUGGUCUGUAUGUAUUAUGGGACUUUAAUAUCCAUAAAUAUAACUCCAUCAAGAGGUUACUCCCUGAAUUUGAAGAAAUAUUUAUCUCUGUUAAACACUGUAUUGACUCCACUGUUGAACCCAUUGAUCUACUCUCUAAGGAACAAUGACAUCAAGAAAGCCAUUGGCAGGAUAAGGUCCACAAGAGUUGCUCUAAGAAUUCAUUGA
This is a messenger RNA of Pseudophryne corroboree (corroboree frog), 942 nucleotides long. Its product is annotated as olfactory receptor 6X1-like. The transcript has a single exon. Lineage: Eukaryota; Metazoa; Chordata; Amphibia; Anura; Myobatrachidae. The record is from RefSeq and is a predicted model, not a curated record. Gene Ontology annotation, molecular function: olfactory receptor activity; G protein-coupled receptor activity; odorant binding. Gene Ontology annotation, biological process: G protein-coupled receptor signaling pathway. Gene Ontology annotation, cellular component: membrane. The coding region runs from base 1 to 942 and encodes 313 amino acids.